AUGCGGCACAAGGCAUUUUGGACUGCUCUGGAGUAUACCUGCCGAUUGCUGGGCAUCUCCACCGCAGCAGUACUGAUCGGUGUGGGCGUAGAAACUCUGCAGCGAGGACAGUUCAAAAGCCUGGCUUUCUAUCUGCUUUUUUCAGGAACUGCAGUUACUGUCUGCGAAGGCUUCUUCUUUAUCACUUUGUUCCUGGGAAUGUGCUUCACAUACGAGCCAGGCUCCCUGGCACACACCUGCUGCAAGCGAGCUAAACGUCCAGGAAGCUUCCAGAAAUUCAUGGGGUACACGCUGCUCUCGGUGGCUUGCUUCCUGCAUCCCGUCCUUGUCUGGCACGUCACCAUCCCUGGCUCCAUGCUGGUGCUCACUGCCCUGGCCUACUUCCUGCUGAGCAAGAGGAGGAAGAGCCCAGGGCAUAAAGAGACACAAUCCCAAGCAGGCCAAUAUGUGGACCCUUCAGCUACCAUGGCAGCCUCGACCAGCGCUGGUGACACCGAGCAGACCUACACUUUCUAUGGGGCGCAGAGGGAGCAGCACUGCUCACUGCUUGGCCACAUGAAGAGCAUCCUGAAGGGGAGCAGGGACAAGAGCCUGGCCCAGGCAGCUCCUGCCAUACCAGCACCCCCACCAGCCCCACGCAAGCAAGUGCACUUCCAGGAAAAAGUGGUGCGGAUCAUCCCCUCCACUAGCGACAGCUUGGAGGAUGUGGAGAGUGAGGCUGAAGACACCACAUUGGACACAGCACCCAUCCUCACUCCUCCAGACACCCCUGUCAUUCUCACUCCCCUCAGCUCCACAGGGCUGUUCUGA
Messenger RNA from Rhea pennata, 810 nucleotides. RefSeq names its product transmembrane protein 72 (gene TMEM72). The record is from RefSeq and is a predicted model, not a curated record. The coding region runs from base 1 to 810 and encodes 269 amino acids. The transcript is spliced from 5 exons. NCBI's taxonomy places the organism in Eukaryota, Metazoa, Chordata, Aves, Rheiformes, Rheidae.